ACGCGUCGGAGGGCUUCUUCGUCAUUAACCUCCGCACGGUGCUCUCCGUCGUCGUCGCCCUAAAAACGUACCCACGGCGAACCCUCAUCCAAAAAUUCGUCGGUUGUCAAGUCCGUUCAGCUCUUGACGGUAACGCCUUCCUCUUCAUCUUUCCGUCUCCAAAGCCUCGAGUCUCUUCUUGUUAUCGCGACGGAUCGACGCUUCGAAGAUCCUCCAAUCAACCUCUGCCUCGGAUUCUUACAUCUUCCACUCCGAUCUGAAAAUUCCUUAUUUUGAUCCUGCUUUCUUGGUUUCGUUUUUUUUUUACUCCAUUGCCCUUUUUGUGGAGGAUCUUCGUUUCUUGCUUUUGUGCGAUUUUUUUCUUCUUCGUUUGUCGCUUAGAAGAGACCGUUCGGGUGAUCCGAUCCAAGUUGGAGAUGAAUCCUCAAGGUAGAUAUCCUCCACCUGGUAUGGGCGGCAGCGGCGCGGGUGCGAACCCCAAUUUCUAUGCAAGAAACCCUCAGCACCAGCAGCAGUAUGUGCAGAGGAAUCCGAUGCAGGGACAGCAGAAUCACCAGUUUCAGCCACAGCAGCACCAGCAUUGGUCGAGGCGGAAUCAAAUGGGGGGCGAUUCUGGUGUUGGCGAAGUCGUGAAAGCGGUUCAAUCUGACGCAGUAACUUUAAUGGAUUCCAGUUCUCAAGAUUGGAAGGCACUCCUGAAGAUACCACCAUCUGAUACUCGUUACAGGACAGAGGAUGUGACUGCAACUAAAGGAAAUGAAUUUGAAGAUUACUUUUUAAAGCGGGAGCUUCUUAUGGGUAUAUAUGAGAAGGGUUUUGAAAGACCUUCUCCUAUCCAGGAAGAAAGCAUUCCUAUUGCGCUCACUGGAAGUAACAUUCUUGCCAGAGCUAAAAAUGGGACUGGGAAGACAGCUGCAUUUUGCAUUCCUGCACUGGAAAAAAUUGAUCAAGAUCGCAAUGUCAUUCAAGUUGUUAUAUUAGUUCCCACGAGGGAGUUGGCUCUUCAGACAUCACAAGUUUGUAAGGAGCUGGGAAAACAUUUGAAGAUUCAAGUGAUGGUUACAACUGGAGGAACCAGCUUGAAGGAUGAUAUAAUGCGUUUGUAUCAACCUGUCCAUUUGCUUGUUGGUACACCUGGGCGAAUACUUGAUCUUGCAAAAAAAGGUGUUUGCAUCCUUAAGGAUUGCUCGAUGCUUAUUAUGGAUGAGGCAGACAAACUUCUGGCUCCUGAGUUUCAGCCUUCAGUGGAGCAGCUUAUACGUUUCCUUCCUGCUAGUCGACAGAUUUUGCUAUUCUCAGCAACAUUCCCUGUAACCGUGAAGGAUUUUAAAGACAGAUAUCUUCCUAAACCAUAUAUAAUUAAUCUAAUGGAUGAAUUAACCUUGAAGGGAAUAACUCAAUACUAUGCUUUUGUGGAGGAAAGGCAGAAGGUCCACUGCCUUAAUACUCUUUUCUCUAAGCUUCAAAUCAAUCAAUCCAUCAUUUUCUGCAACUCUGUUAAUCGGGUUGAGCUAUUGGCAAAGAAAAUUACUGAGCUUGGUUAUUCUUGCUUCUACAUUCAUGCUAAAAUGUUGCAAGAUCAUCGGAAUCGAGUUUUCCAUGACUUCCGCAAUGGUGCAUGCAGGAAUCUUGUUUGUACAGAUCUGUUUACUAGGGGUAUUGACAUUCAAGCUGUUAAUGUUGUCAUCAAUUUUGACUUCCCCAAGAAUUCCGAGACAUAUUUGCACAGGGUUGGUCGUUCUGGGAGAUUUGGUCACCUCGGUUUAGCAGUAAAUCUCAUCACCUAUGAGGACCGCUUUAACUUGUAUAGGAUUGAGCAAGAACUCGGAACUGAAAUUAAGCAGAUUCCUCCCCAAAUUGAUCAAGCUAUAUACUGCAGAUGAUCAAUGGCAGUAUCUAUCGGAGUUUUCAUAUUUGUUGAACAAUUGAGGCCACUUGUAAAUACCAGCAUGUCAAGGUUUAUUUUAUUGCCUUGGAGGUGACUGUGUGUGGGGCAUCCAUGACAACAUAAAUCAGCUUUUAUGGUCGAAUCUGUAUGCUCAAACCUGUUGUUUGGUAACUUCAAAUUGUUGGUACAUUUUUCGCAAUGGAUUCCGUAUCUCUAAUAUGAUACCUAAUGUUAGCACAGACAGGAUCGUUUUCUUGGCAUCCUAAUUAGAUUGUCACCCUACUUUUUUUCUUGGCAUCACGGACGGGUUGUUCGGGUUGUUUAUGUCAUUCUAACUAAGGUCACUACCUUAGUUACAGUUCCCAAUGAUCAGAAGGAUGGUUAUAAUUUCCCAAAUUUUUCAUGAGUCUAUAUUUAAUCCUACUCAA
Molecule: messenger RNA, 2316 nt
Organism: Musa acuminata subsp. malaccensis (wild Malaysian banana)
Lineage: Eukaryota; Viridiplantae; Streptophyta; Magnoliopsida; Zingiberales; Musaceae
Product: DEAD-box ATP-dependent RNA helicase 8
Biological process (GO): cytoplasmic stress granule assembly; negative regulation of translation; P-body assembly
Cellular component (GO): cytoplasmic stress granule; P-body
Molecular function (GO): RNA helicase activity; ATP binding; mRNA binding
Source: RefSeq, a predicted model, not a curated record